AUGACUGAAUACACUCAUCAUAUCGCCCUCGUGGGCGCAGGCACAAUCGGCCUGUCCAUGUUAGCUCUACACCUCCGCCGCCCAGACACGAAAGUCACAGUGUACGACCCGCGCCCCGACUACGAGUCUCUCGUCCGCGCCCAGCUCCCCGCAUUUCUAGACUCGACCUUGUCAACCAGCCGCGAGGUGUCGCAAAAUGUUAUCAAUGACCUGAUCGCAUCAUCUCGCCUGACACUAGCACCCUCCCUCCAGGAUGCCGUGCAGUCUGCGACUAUCAUCCAAGAACAGACGCCCGAGAAACUGGACUCGAAGCAAGCUCUUUGGAAAGAAGUGGUUCGUUUUGCGGAUCGCGAGGCUCAUCUCUGGAGUAGCUCGUCGGGCAUUGCAGCCUCGAAGCAGGCGGCGGAGUGCGAUGACCAUGUUGCGGAGCGUUUGGUCGUUGCGCAUCCGUUCAACCCGCCGCACUUGAUGCCGCUCGUAGAGAUUGUGCCGGGACCCCAGACGAAACCUGAGCGUGUUGAGUUUGUGAAAACCUAUUUUGAGGAUGUCCCUGGUCCUUCUCAUCUCCCUGGUUCUCGGAAUUCUCAGGACCGUGUUCAACACUAUCGUCCAAUUAUCCUGCAUAAAGAGGUUCCCGGGUUCGUGGGGAAUAGGCUUGCUUUUGCGCUUCUACGGGAAGCUUGUUACCUCGUUGGUGAAGGGGUUGUGUCGGCGCGGGAUCUGGAUUCCAUUGUGACGGCUAGUUUGGGGCCGCGGUGGGCUGGCAGUGGUGUCUUUGAAAGUUAUCAUGCUGGUGGUGGGGAGGGUGGAAUUGGCGGAUUUUUGGACAAGUUGGCGCCAACGGUGAAGGACGUCUGGGGGCAAUUGGGGCGAGUUGAUAUUCAGACAGGAGGACAGGGUGACGAUGAGAAGGAAAAGUGGAGGGAGGUGGUUGUUCGUCAAACGGAGGAAGCGUAUGGGCCGAAUACGUCGGAAGAAACACGUUUGAGGAAAGAGGUGAUGCUGAGGGGUGUUAUUGAGAUGCAGAAACAGUGUUGGAGUGCGUAA
Messenger RNA from Penicillium cinerascens, 1047 nucleotides. RefSeq lists its product as uncharacterized. Gene Ontology annotation, molecular function: NAD+ binding; oxidoreductase activity, acting on the CH-OH group of donors, NAD or NADP as acceptor. The record is from RefSeq and is a predicted model, not a curated record. Lineage: Eukaryota; Fungi; Ascomycota; Eurotiomycetes; Eurotiales; Aspergillaceae. Gene Ontology annotation, biological process: fatty acid metabolic process. The transcript has a single exon. Bases 1 to 1047 code for a protein of 348 amino acids.